This is a messenger RNA of Salarias fasciatus (jewelled blenny), 1816 nucleotides long. It is a transcript of the gene slc6a20, whose product is annotated as solute carrier family 6 member 20. Bases 17 to 1816 code for a protein of 599 amino acids. Gene Ontology annotation, cellular component: apical plasma membrane; plasma membrane. Gene Ontology annotation, molecular function: proline:sodium symporter activity; L-proline transmembrane transporter activity. NCBI's taxonomy places the organism in Eukaryota, Metazoa, Chordata, Actinopteri, Blenniiformes, Blenniidae. The record is from RefSeq and is a predicted model, not a curated record. The transcript is spliced from 11 exons. Gene Ontology annotation, biological process: glycine transport; L-proline import across plasma membrane; sodium ion transmembrane transport.
ACAGAUCCGGCUCAGGAUGGAUAAGGAGGCGCGUCCGAACUGGGAGAGCCCUCUGCAGUUCGUCCUGGCGUGCGUGUCCUACGCGGUGGGGCUGGGAAACGUGUGGCGCUUCCCUUACCUGUGCCAGAAGCAUGGUGGAGGGGGGUUCCUGAUUCCUUACCUCCUCAUGCUGAUUCUGGAGGGCGUGCCCUUGUUUUACCUGGAGCUGGCCAUUGGUCAGAAGAUGCGUUUAGGGAGCAUCGGUGCCUGGACGUCCAUCAGCCCAUAUUUAGGCGGAUUAGGUCUUGCCAGUGUGGUGGCAUCGCUCUAUCUGUGUCUGUAUUACAACGUCAUCAAUGCAUGGAGUUUCUGGUACCUCUUUAAUUCAUUUCAAUCCACGCUGCCCUGGGCCGUCUGCCCCACCAACGCCAACCGGACGGGGUACGUGGAGGAGUGCGAGGCGGCCACCUCCACCCAGUACUUCUUCUACCGGGAGACCCUGAACAUCUCUCCUUCCAUCGAGGCCAGCGGCGGCGUCCACACGGGCCAGCUGCUGUGCUUCCUGCUGGCCUGGGCCAUGACCUACCUGUUCAUCGUCCGAGGAGUCAAGUCCACCGGAAAGGUGGUGUAUUUCACAGCCAUAUUUCCGUAUGUCGUCCUCUUUAUCUACCUGAUCCGCGGCUUCACUCUUCAUGGAGCCAUCAACGGUGUCAAAUACAUGGUCACACCCAAGAUGGAGGAACUUGCCAACCCCACGACAUGGAUCAAUGCGGCCACGCAGAUCUUCUUCUCCCUGGGUCUGGGCUUCGGCUCGCUCAUAGCCUUUGCCAGCUACAACCAGUACAACAACAACUUUGAGAGACAGGCCAUCAUCGUGUCCGUCGUCAACAGUGGAACCUCGGUCUUCGCCAGCCUGGUGACUUUUUCCAUUUACGGCUUCAAGGCAACAAUCAACUUUGAGAACUGCCUGGAGAGGUCUCGCAUCUUGCUGAUGAACACGUUUAAUCUGGCAGAGGACAGCAUCUCCAUCAGCAACGUGUCGGACUGGAUCGAGAAGCUGAACGCCACGUACCCCCUGGAGUUUGCCGACAUCGAUGGAAGACUGGACAACUGCAGCCUGGAGAGAGAACUGGACACCGCUGUGGAGGGGACAGGUCUGGCCUUCAUUGUGUACAGCGAGGCCAUUAAGAACAUGCCGCUGUCUCAGCUGUGGUCCGUGCUGUACUUCAUCAUGCUCCUGCUGCUGGGAAUGGGCAGCAUGUUGGGAAACAUCAUGGCCAUCGUCACCCCGCUGCGAGACUUCAAAGUCUUCUCCUGCAUGAGCACAGAGCUGCUGAACGGGUUGGUGUGUUUGUUCUGUGUACUGCUGGGUCUGGGCUUCACAACCCCCCCUGGAAACUACUGGGUCACCAUAUUCAACGACUAUGGAGCGACCUUCUCCCUGCUGUUCAUCGUCCUGAUUGAAGUCGUAACUGUCAGCUACAUCUAUGGAAUCAAAAGGUUUGAAAAAGACAUAGAAGAUAUGAUCGGCCAUCGUCCCAACUGGUACUGGAAGAUCAUGUGGGUUUUCGUCAGUCCUGCUCUACUGAUCGGCCUCUUCAUCUUCUACAUCAUCAACUACAUUUUGGGCGGGGUGCCCACCUACCAGGCCUGGAACAAGGAGGUGGGGAAGGCCGAGGUGACCCAGUACCCCCUCUUCGGUCAAGUCUUCAUCAUUCUGCUGCUGGUGUCGUCGGUGUGCUGCGUUCCCCUCGCCGCUCUCUACGUCUACUGCAAGAAGACGAGGCAGGGAAGCGGCGUGGAGCGGCGGCGCACCGUGAGCACCGUGUCUGCGUAG